Molecule: messenger RNA, 3631 nt
Organism: Hypoxylon trugodes
Lineage: Eukaryota; Fungi; Ascomycota; Sordariomycetes; Xylariales; Hypoxylaceae
Product: 2-oxoglutarate dehydrogenase-like protein
Exons: 3
Coding region: 143-3259 (1038 amino acids)
Biological process (GO): tricarboxylic acid cycle
Cellular component (GO): oxoglutarate dehydrogenase complex; mitochondrion
Molecular function (GO): thiamine pyrophosphate binding; oxoglutarate dehydrogenase (succinyl-transferring) activity
Source: RefSeq, a predicted model, not a curated record
ACUGGUCACUGCUGGCUUUUUUUCACCUUCUCCAACUUGUACUUGGACAUUUGGACCUUGGACCUUUCCCCAGUCCAUCCAAGUUUCUUUUCUUCCAGCUUUCAACACCGAAGAUACUCUGUCGAAGCAUAAGCCUGGCGCCAUGCUGAGAAGCUCCCUCCGAUCUUCGAGCAGUCAGCUCCUCAGGGCUAGCUGCCGAACUUCAAAAUGCGCCGCCCAAGCUUCGAGAUGUUACUCUCUUAGCUCUACCCGCCGUCCCCUCGCCCUCGCCGCUCAAAAGCGACAUGCAUCUACUACUCCCUCGGCCCCGUCCCCUAACGACAACUUCCUUUCCGGUAAUACCGCGAAUUACAUCGACGAGAUGUAUCUACAAUGGAAGGAGGAUCCUGAGAGUGUCCAUGUAUCGUGGCAAGUCUACUUCAAAAAUAUGGAAAGUGGUGACAUGCCCAUCCAGCAAGCUUUCACUCCUCCCCCUACUCUUGUACCUAGUGCUACUGGAGGUGUUGGUCCGGCUGUGGGCAUGGGCGUUGGACAAGGCUCCGAUGUUACGAACCAUCUGAAAGUUCAACUAUUAGUUCGCGCAUACCAGGCUCGCGGCCACCACAAGGCUAAUAUCGACCCUCUUGGCAUCCGUAAUGAGGGUUUCACAAACGUUAGGCCCAAGGAAUUAGAACUCGACCACUACCAAUUUACCGAAAAAGAUCUCGACAAGGAGUUUACCCUUGGUCCUGGUAUUCUGCCACGUUUUAAACGAGAAGGUCGAGAGAAGAUGACGUUGCGCGAAAUUAUUGCUGCUUGUGAGAAGAUAUACUGUGGUUCCUACGGUGUCGAAUUCAUCCAUAUCCCUGACAGAGCCAAAUGUGACUGGCUUAGAGAACGUGUCGAAGUCCCUCAACCGUUUAAAUACUCGAUUGACGAGAAGCGCCGAAUCCUCGACCGUUUAAUUUGGAGCUCUAGUUUCGAAUCUUUCUUGGCUAUAAAAUAUCCCAACGAUAAGCGAUUUGGUCUUGAGGGUUGCGAGACACUCGUACCUGGAAUGAAAGCCCUCAUUGACCGAAGUGUUGACUAUGGUGUUAAGGACAUCGUCAUUGGAAUGCCUCACCGUGGUCGUCUUAAUGUACUCAGCAAUGUCGUCCGCAAGCCGAACGAGUCCAUCUUUAGUGAAUUCGCGGGUACGGCCGGUGCCGAAGACGAAGGAUCCGGUGACGUCAAAUACCAUUUGGGUAUGAACUUCGAGCGACCUACACCGUCCGGCAAACGUGUGCAGCUUUCUCUCGUAGCCAACCCCUCCCAUCUUGAGGCCGAAGACCCAGUUGUGCUAGGAAAGACCAGAGCUAUCCAGCACUAUAACAACGACGAGAAGACACACAGAACUGCUAUGAGUGUAUUGCUACACGGUGAUGCCGCUUUCGCCGCGCAGGGUAUCGUAUACGAAUGCCUCGGUUUCCACUCCCUCCCGGCUUUCUCGACUGGUGGAACGAUCCAUUUGGUUGUGAACAACCAGAUUGGUUUCACCACUGACCCUCGAUUCGCUCGUUCUACCGCAUACUGCACAGAUAUCGCCAAGGCCAUUGACGCGCCCGUGUUCCACGUCAACGCCGAUGACGUUGAAGCUGUUAACUUCGUCUGUCAACUAGCCGCGGAUUGGCGUGCUGAGUUCCAAUCAGAUGUUGUUAUUGAUCUCAUCUGCUACCGCAAGCACGGCCACAACGAGACCGACCAGCCUUCCUUCACCCAACCCUUGAUGUACAAGCGCAUCAGUGCGAAGGACCCCCAGAUUGACAUCUAUGUUGAGAAGCUACUCGAGGAUGGUACUUUCACUAAGGAAGAUGUUGAGGAACACAAACAAUGGGUCUGGGGUAUGUUGGAAGAAAGCUUCGCUAAGUCCAAAGACUACCAGCCGACGUCGAAAGAAUGGACUACAUCUGCCUGGAACGGAUUCAAAUCGCCCAAGGAAUUGGCGAGUGAGGUAUUACCGCAUAUGCCAACAAGCGUCGAUAAGCAUACCUUGGAACACAUUGGCGAGGUCAUCGGCUCCGCUCCCGAAGACUUCAGCGUCCAUCGCAACUUGAAGCGUAUUCUCCAGAACCGUACUAAGUCGGUUCUUGAGGGUAAGAACAUUGACUGGUCGACUGCUGAAGCUCUCGCAUUCGGUUCCCUUGUCAGUGAAGGUCACCAUGUUCGUGUAUCCGGUCAAGAUGUGGAGAGAGGUACUUUCUCUCAGCGACAUGCUGUCUUCCACGACCAAGAAACCGAGAACACAUACACCCCCUUACAGAACAUUAGCAAGGACCAGGGCAAAUUCGUUAUCUCUAACUCGUCUUUGAGUGAGUAUGGUGCUCUAGGUUUUGAAUACGGAUAUUCACUGUCGUCUCCAAAUGCGUUAGUCAUGUGGGAGGCUCAGUUUGGUGACUUUGCCAACAACGCGCAGUGCAUUAUUGAUCAGUUCAUCGCCUCUGGUGAAGUCAAGUGGAUGCAGCGAAACGGAUUGGUUAUGUCUCUACCUCACGGUUAUGAUGGACAAGGUCCGGAACACUCUUCCGGUCGUAUGGAACGAUAUCUGCAACUCUGCAACGAAGACCCACGCGUCUUCCCAUCGAGAGAAAAGCUUGAUCGCCAGCACCAAGACUGCAACAUGCAGAUCGCAUACAUGACAACGCCUGCUAACUUAUUCCACGUCCUCCGCCGACAGAUGCACAGACAAUUCCGAAAGCCUUUGAUUAUCUUCUUCUCCAAGUCGUUAUUACGACACCCCUUGGCUCGCUCCAACAUUGAGGAGUUUACGGGACCUGAUGCUCACUUCAAGUGGAUCAUCCCUGAUCCCGAGCACGAAACCGGAGCCAUCAAGUCUCCGGAUGAAAUUGACCGUGUCAUUUUGUGCACUGGUCAGGUCUGGGCUACUCUCUCCAAGUACCGUGCCGACAACAAGAUCGACAACGUUGCUUUCACCCGAAUUGAGCAGUUGAACCCCUUCCCAUGGGAACAACUUAAGGAGAAUUUGGACAUGUACAAGAAUGCCAAGACCAUCGUUUGGGCUCAGGAGGAACCGCUUAAUGCUGGUGCAUGGAGCUUCACCCAACCACGUAUCGAAACUCUACUAAACCACACUGAAUACCACGACCGCAAACACGUUAUGUACGCGGGCCGAAACCCCUCGGCAUCUGUUGCGACUGGUUUGAAGGCUCCCCACAAGAAGGAAGAGGAAGACCUUCUGGAGAUGGCGUUCACCGUAACGCAAGACAAGUUGAAGGGCGAAUAAAGAACAAGCAUCAAGGAAAUUAAAAAAACGGCAAGGCAUUGAUAUGAGGAUGGGGCAAGCAUAGCUAUUUCCAUGCUUCUUGUAUUUUAUGUUAUGUAUAACGUGGCUUCGGUGGUCCACACAGCGAAGCCCGAUAGACGGGUUGGUUACUAAUGAUAUUUCCAAGUAUCGUAAUGAGCCUAUACUUUUAUGAUCAGUACGGGCAAUCUUUUCACUGUCUGUGCGGAGACUAUGCAGAAGCCAACAUAAACGUCGGGCCGCUCUUGAGUGGUAAGGUUAUCGCUUUACCGAACACCUUGCCAAGUAUAUCCGAUGGCUGGGGUAAUGAUAAGCACCUUGCUUUUGGCCCCCCGAUUUGCCAAUGAAUGAACA